AAUCCCACGACGAGCAGACGAUCAAAUCGACUUUGCUCCGACGGUUAUGAUUUUUCCUUCUCUGAAGACGGCAAAUCUAUUUUAAGUAAAAGUCGCGGUCGCCUACCGCUUCCAUCAUCUACCAAGGAUUGCGAUUGCCUUUUUUUCGACGAUGGCUGGGUUCUUCAAGGGGGCGAAAGACUUUUAUCGCUCCGUCAAGUGUGCCCCCCUGUAGUGCCCACGGUAUCAGUACUGCGCAAUACUAUCAUCUUUCUUUCUGAACAAGUUAAGGUUAUAGCUAUUAAAAUAGAUCUUAAAAAAACGCCUCUAGCGAAGCAACAUGCAGCGUUGUCCCAGAUUGAGGGGGGAAACGCCAAAGUCAUGGAAGUGGUGGUGUAACUUGGUGGCGUUUAUUUAGAGCUGGCCGUCGUGACAAGAAUCCUUUCAAAUAGAAUAGUCCACGUUUCGGGCUAAAAAAUAACAAGAUCCAACUAGGUGCCUUCUUUCUAAAUAUUACCUACCUAAUCGCUAGGAUACUCAGUUCACUUUUUCAAAUUUGGUGACUUUCAACAGGCACACCAUGGACGAGCUUGACCAGAAUCCCGCGACUGGGCCUCUAGAUACCGUAGAGUGCGGGACAUCUGAUGAUCGCCACACCUCUGGGAGAAGCAAUAGUUUAAUUAUAUGCCCAAGAUGUCGCAUUUGGGGAUAUAUCAGCAUCCAUAACAUGGACGAACCAAAAAGUCGACCCGAAUCAGAUCGAUUCACCACGAUGCGCCAAUACGCAAGCAUCGAGCAACUAGCGAAAGAACACCAGUGCGCUAUGUGCGUCUCUAUCCUAGCCUCCUACCGUGCCUGGAUUCCGUAUCUCCCAAAUGCUUCCUCAUGGCCGACAUCAAGAAUAGUUCUAGAAAUAUCCGGGCCCUUCUACUUAGACCCAGGACUCGAUCCCUCUGCAAAACUUCUCCCACGGCGUGGCGAUCGCUCAAAUCCCGAUCAUAUCGUAGUUAGAAUGUUUCUGCGCUUAGAAGUGAAAGGUUUACCGCCGCCAAAGACGGAAGCGGGAAAUGAGACGAGCGAGCAGUUUUUCGUCACUACUCCGUCGGGUAAUGACCCGACUGAUGAAUUUCGGAUGCCGCCAACGUGGCUUGUCGCUACCCCGCGAUUUAAGAUGACGUACUCAAAUGACGAGGCGAAAGCUUUGGUGGGGGUUGAAGAAUGGGAUGUGCCAUUUUUCGACGUCAAUUUAUUGAAGAGUUGGUUAAAAAGAUGUGAGGAUUGCCAUGGGAGUUUAUGUGCGGGCGAGGAAACGGAAAAGAUGAGUCUCCCCGCGGGGUUCCGAGUCAUUGAUACGCACGAGAACAAGAUCGUACAGCUAGAAGGCUCGUUUCGUUACGUAGCUCUGAGUUACAUGUGGAAAGUUGGACCUGAUAACAAUUUCCAAUUGGAAAAAGAUAAUGUUGCUUCCCUCGAGGAACCUCAUAGUCUUGAAGUUGUACAACUCCCAAAUAUCGUAGCCGACGCUAUUGCCUUAUGUCGCGACCUUGGCGAGCGCUAUUUAUGGAUUGACCGACUAUGCAUAGUCCAAGAUGACAUUGUAGGAAAAUUGGAUCAAAUUAAUGCGAUGGAUGCAAUUUAUCGUUCUGCGAGCUUUACGAUCAUAGGAGCUCUCGACACACGCGACGAUAUCGGGUUACCAGGAUACGCUGGCAGGCCAAGACACCCAUCGAUUUGGUGGCCGGCCUACAAACCCGAAGUUGAAAGUCAAGGGAUAAGAUGUGGGGAAAUCAUGAGCGACUUCAUCAAUCCGACCUUGUGGAAUCGGAGGGGAUGGACGUUUCAAGAGAGGCUGUUGUCGAGACGAAGUAUCUUCAUUACGCAUCAUCAAGUUAUCUACGAGUGCUUCCAGGAUGAAGCUAUGGAGCUACUCACGUGGGCUACGCACGAGGAAAGUUCGGGCGACGAAGCUUCCGGAGCCCUUGGUUCAUUUACUAGGGGAGUGAUAGAAAGCGAGCCGUUCGAGUAUAGGAUCUGGGGAAAUAUUUCAUUGUUAGACUAUUGUAGGUGGGUCUUUGAUUACACAUCGCGACAGUUAUCCAAUCGAGGAGAUGCGCUCAAUGCUUUUAACGGCGUGAGUAAUGUUCUUGAGAGGGCUUUAAACUCGCCUAUGCUAUUUUGCAUACCUGAGAAAUCCAUGGCAUCUUGUCUCUUUUGGGACUGCUUCGGACCUUUUAGCCAUCAAGGUGAAGUAUAUGACGUUCCCAGCUGGAGUUGGGUAAGCUCGUCAAAGGCUGUUGGUUAUGGCUCGUUGGAUUCGCGUAGAUCUAUUGAUAGGGAGUUUUUCGAUAUCGUUAGUAUCGUCUACUUCUAUUUCCAGGACCCGAACGGUGGUCUGCGCAAGCUUGACGUCGAAGAGAGAUGGGUUAAACAUGGCGUUACCAUCCAAGAGCUCUCAGAGCGGGGCGAGUUACCUACAUUAAGUGGAAAACAUAUUCCAGCGGAAUGGAGGACUAAUGAAGACUGGAAAGAGUGUCCUCAAAACCCCUGGAUAGCCCGCAAGCAUGAAGAAUUGGGUCCGGAUAUACGGGGCUCUGCGGCAUUGUUUCCGGGAUGUCUUGUCUUCAACACUACAGUUGCCUCGCUAAGAAUUGGUCAGCUUAUUGCAGGAGGGUAUCCCACGGAAGUGACUGAUGCGCCCCUCAUUGAUAAAAACGAUAAUUAUGUUGGAAAUAUUCGAAAUAUGGAUCGCGGAUGGAUAGCUGCCCAUUGCAGCAGGGAUGGGAUUCAAAAAUGGUAUGAAAUUGUUGUCAUAACGAGUGGGUUAGACGACUAUAGUCUAAGGAAGAGACUCGGGUUUGAAAAAAGGCAUUCUGAGAUGUGGGUUUUACAUGUUAUGAUGGUAGAGAGAUUGCCUUGUAAACAAUUCGUGGCAAGGAGGAUUGGCGUUGGGAAAGUAAUAAUGUCAAGGUGGAAAGAUUGUAAUCCAAGAUGGGAAACAGUAAUUCUUUGUUGAUAAGUUUGAGUAAUCUCGAAUGAGAUAAUAUAUAUCAGCAAGGUAUAUAGGUAUCUAAACUUGUAUAGAACGUUUAAACCUGGCGUUAUCAUAAGGUUAACAGGGUCUGUGUAGUCGGUAUGGAUGCGUUAAGAAUUACGCCGUGUAAACCUAAACGUGGCCCCUUUCCUUCUAGCGCCGCCAGCUCUUGGACUUUUUAAGUAACUGUUUGCGAGAAUCCGGCGUACAAUUUCACCUUCGACAGUAAUGGGAUCUGCCAAGUCGCUGGAUAUAGUGUUAUAGUGAGUUUUCCGGGGAAGA
Hypoxylon trugodes is the source of this 3292-nucleotide messenger RNA. RefSeq names its product heterokaryon incompatibility protein-domain-containing protein. The transcript is spliced from 2 exons. The record is from RefSeq and is a predicted model, not a curated record. Lineage: Eukaryota; Fungi; Ascomycota; Sordariomycetes; Xylariales; Hypoxylaceae. Bases 560 to 2992 code for a protein of 810 amino acids.